Candidula unifasciata is the source of this 1314-nucleotide messenger RNA. Lineage: Eukaryota; Metazoa; Mollusca; Gastropoda; Stylommatophora; Geomitridae. The record is from the annotation of a GenBank genome assembly.
AUGCUUCUCAAAAUCAGCCCGGACAGCCCAUCCUUUGGGGAACAUUUUCACAGCAUGGAAAGUCUGGACCGUUACAGUUCUGACAUGGACGGCAUGUCGGUCAGCACGGAUGAACAGUCUACUGCAGACAUACCCAUGAGUGUCUCCGGGCAGCACCAGGAGUUGACUGACCAAAAGUCAUAUCGCCAUCAGGAUGGGGCAGUGACGCCCAAGAAGAAGCGCAUUAGAAAGACCAGGGCUAAAGUGAAAAGUCCAGAGGUGAUUCUGAAACUGAAGACUAGUCGACGCCAGCGCGCUAACGAUCGAGAGAGAAAUCGAAUGCAUGGCCUUAACGAGGCCCUUGAAGUUCUGAGAACCACUCUUCCCAACUCUACAGACGCCAAAAUGACCAAGAUUGAAACACUACGUUAUGCCUGCAACUACAUCAGCGCUUUAGCGGCCAGCGUGAAACUGCUGGAACAGAAUAAGGACAGGCAUGAUUUUGGGAGCGAACUGCCCAAUCCAGAUGACUACGCUUUUAUGCUGAACUUUCAAUACAGCUCAGAGAAUAUAGACGAUCUAUCUCGAAGUCCACACUGUUCGUUGGCAUCAAUGCAGAGAAACAGCUGCGAAGAUGAUGACGGAAAUUUCGGGACUCAGAUACAUCCAAGAGUCUCACAGGCGCCACGCAUUGAAGGCAACAUCCACCAUAUGCCAGCAUCUCAUGCUCAAAUUAUCCCCAGUAUCAACUCCAUGGAUAUUCCAUCAAACACAGACUCUUUUCUAUUUCAAGAGGAAGUCAUUUUCCAGCAAUCACACAACAGUAAUCUGAGCGCCAAACAACAGGAUCAGAGGCAACUUCAUGGCAAUUCAAACAUGCAGCAGUUUUCCUGUUUUCUCAAUACCGCAAAUAAAAACCGCAUCCCCAGCCCAACUUUUGACAAUAUGCUAAACUCCAUGAGCAACAGAUAUGAGUCAUUUUACGACACCCACUUCAAUUCCAUCUCCCAACAGGCUUUGACCACAUCUCUUCCGUACAACACGCCACCUACUUCACCAGAAAGCACUAAACAAAGUCCACGUCAUCAUCAAGGCAACCACCAACCACACCAUCACCAACAACAACAACAACAACAACAACAACAACAACAACAACAUCGCACCAAUCAAAUCCCUUUGGCGUCUUUAAAUCACAACAAUUUUCUUUUCCAACAACAACAACAACAGGAUCUCCAUCUCCAGCACAAACUGCAGCCCUACGCCAACAGCCAUUCAAGUGGUAACCAGAGCUUGUCAUCGUCAGCGAUGGCCAUGAUCUCAGCACAGUUUUUAUGA